Molecule: messenger RNA, 3962 nt
Organism: Saccostrea echinata
Lineage: Eukaryota; Metazoa; Mollusca; Bivalvia; Ostreida; Ostreidae
Product: microtubule-associated proteins 1A/1B light chain 3C-like
Exons: 4
Coding region: 107-490 (127 amino acids)
Biological process (GO): autophagosome assembly; cellular response to nitrogen starvation; autophagy of mitochondrion
Cellular component (GO): autophagosome membrane; autophagosome; cytosol
Molecular function (GO): ubiquitin protein ligase binding
Source: RefSeq, a predicted model, not a curated record
UCAUUUGUUUGCGCCAUUUCUGAUAGGAACAGAGUGUCAAACAGUAGUUAGCGUAAGGUCUGAUCAUUGACAUCGUCUCUGCAUGUAAAAGGUAUUAACGGUGACAAUGCCAGAGAAAAAUGGAGAUACGUAUAAAACUUUUAAGCAGAGGAAAAGUUUUGCUGUGCGGAAGGAAGAGGUUGUAGGCAUAAGAUCAAAGUUCCCUACAAAAGUACCGGUGAUCGUAGAGAGAUACUAUAAGGAGCAGCAUCUUCCGAUGCUGGAUAAAACAAAAUUCCUCGUGCCUCAAGAGCUCUCCAUGUCACAGUUUGCCUCUAUUAUUAGGAAUCGUAUGUCACUGAACUCGAAUCAAGCAUUUUAUCUCAUAGUGAACAACAAAAGUAUUUCAAGCAUGUCAAUGACACUGGCGGAAGUUUACAGAGAUGAAAAAGAUGAUGAUGGCUUCCUUUACAUGACUUAUGCAUCUCAAGAAAUGUUCGGAGGGUGUUGAUAUUAUAGUGCAAUGUUGUGAUUGGGCAAUAAGUUAUUGAUCAUUUGAUCAGAUCUUGGAAUUUGCCUCUGAAUCAGAAUUUUCAGAGUAUUGGAGCCAGUGCCAUGGAAUUAGUUGAUACACUGUGUCAUUGAAAUAAAAGUGGAUUCAUAUGAUUAUUUGUCAUCCUCAACAAUUCAUCGUAAUGAUUUUGUUGCCAUGCUGAUUUAUUCAUAAUUAUAUAUAUAAUGUAUCUAUAUUUUAUUUCAUUCUUCUGUUUGAACAACUUAAGUACAUUUGAACCUAUGUCAAACACCUCAUUGUUUCUUUUGUAUUAUUCAUUUUGCAGAAGCAAUAAUUUUUCUAAGAACACAUUUUUAGAAUGGAACAAAUGCAAAGCUAAAUGAUUUUUGCAAGAAUUGACAUUUGUUUUUUAAUUUGCAACACAUCUAUACAAAAUGUUUCAAUUUUUUGCAUGUCGGAUAAUGCCUUGUAGUUUCAGUAGGUUAUGUAAGGUCUUCCACAGCAUCUUGCAGUUUUGCAAAGAGUUGCUUCCCCUUUAAGUUAAAAUUUUGUGUAAAACUAUUAAGAAAUUAGACAUCCGGGUUUGUAUUGCAUGUUGUGAACAUAUCGAUUUAUACUUAGUUGGAUUAAUCUUAUCCUUAGCUGUCAUGUCUAGGUUUAUUUUGCUUUGACAAACUUCGAACUCUUGAAUCUCACUUGAAAAUAUCUCAGAGUUUAUUUGUAUUAAAUGCAACUGGAUACUGGCAAUUACUGUGCCUUUAACAUUUGAGUCUUUGAAAGAAUUAUAAGUACAGUGUAGUGUGAACUUGGAUGGAUAGUUUACAUGUAUGUUGUUUUUAUUUACAAUUAAAGGCUCAUGUGAGCUUUUCUGAUCGAAAUUUCUCCGCUCUAUUUGUCAUUGUUGUAAACAUUUCUCAUUUUUAUCUUUUUCUCCAGAACCCCUGUUCCAAUUUCAACCAAAUUUGGCACAAAGUAUCCUUCGGUAAAGGGGAUUCAAAUUUAUUCAAAUGAAGUGACACACUAUCUUCCAAGGCAAGAUAAUUAAGAAAUAGUGAAAAAUGGAUGGGGUCAUUUAAAAAUCCUCUUCUCAAGAACCACUGAGCCAGAAAAGAUGAAACUUAUGUGAAAACUUCCUGGGGUGGUGUAGAUUCAAGUUUGUCCAAAUCAUUAUCUCCGGGGGUAGGGUGGUGACACUAUAGACAAUCAAAGUUUUUCAUAGGAAUACAUAGGAAAGUCUUUAAAAUUCUUCUCAAGAAGAGUAAAGCAAUAAUUAGUCACAUUUAUACUGAUGCAUCUUCAGGUAGUGUAGAUUCUAAAUUGUUCAAAUCAUGACCUCCAGGGGUGGGAUGGGGCCACAAUGGCCAAUCAAAGUUUUACAUAAGAAUAAUAUAUAGGAAAAAUCUUUUAAAGUCUUCUUCAGAACAGCAAAGCCAUGAUUAUUCAUAUAUGUAUAGAAGCAUCCUCAGACUCAAGUUUCUUUAAAUCAUGAUACCUAGGGGUAGGGAGGGGCUGGAGGUAAGAUGGGGCCACAAUAGAUUGUCUAAAUUUUACAUAGGAAUAUAUUGGACUCUGGUGAGCUUUGUAGCCCAUAAACCUUUUAUUUACUAAGGUAUCGGUACAUUAUUGUGAUAGACUUGUUUUGUGAUACCUUUAAAAAAAACUUUUGUUUUGUUCAGAUAGGGAUAUUUGAGUAAGGCUAUAUGUAAAGUUGAAAUGUGCAGGAUUCAAACUUUUGUAAACCUUUUUGGUCUGUUUCUAGUCUAAGAUGAUAAAUGAAUUUGACUAUGAUGAACAUGAUGAAACUAAGACUCCACAGUCUUAGCAAUAAUGUAAAAUUUUGUGUAUUCAUUGGUUGCAAGUAAUUACCAUGUUCAUGCUGUUCAUAGCUCAGUUAAAGGACUUGCACCUGGAUACUUGUUCAACAUUCCUACAUAAUUGCUUCGUAAGGUCCAUAUCUAAAACUGUUUAAUGCUCAAUUUUGUUAUAGUUUAAUUUUGCUCCAUCGUCGGAAACCCACGGCCGAGAUUGGCCAUAUGGCUCCCGAGGAUGAUUUUGCUCCAAGUUCUAGAGGUGAACAUUACAACUAAGGGAUACCCACACACCUCAAUAUUGUUGUGAGUUGUUGAAUUAUGAACUGGAUAAUGAAUUAUGUAUAUAAUGAAGUAAUAUGGACUGUACUUUCAGUCUCUCUGUGUGCAGUGUCCAUGUUUUAUUUUAUUGUGCCUUAACACAUAUUGCAUAUGUCAAGGGUUUGUUUAAAUUCCACAAUCUUUGAACAGAGGAAGAAAAAAAAUUGUAUUAAGGGCAGAAGCUAGUGAGUGUGAUAGGUUUUUUUUCACAAAGAACAGAUUGAGAUGUAUGUUCUCAAUUUAUAUUGUGGAUGUUGUGCAAUACAGAAUUCUUUGCAAUUUAUUUAUGUAUUUUGCCAUUAUUGAGCCAUCAUCAUAUACCCACAGGUGAUCUCAUUUUUUAGUCAUCACCCGUGGGCAAACUUGCCGAAAUAUUGUCUUAUGUAAUUAAUAUCAUUAAUGGGUCGUUUGAUUGGCUGCUGCACAGAAUCGCGAUGGCAAGUCAAUGAAUCACAGUUAACAUUACAUAUGUACGUUUGGCAAUGACAAAUGCUUUUCCAUAGUUAACACACCAAUUGCAAACAAAUCCACUCGCCAACCAGUUUGAAAAAGGUACUCUUAUAUCAUUCCUGAAUGGUAUUUAAUGCCAGUGACAUGUACAAUGUGUCUUUUAUAGUUUUAAAAUUUUUACUGCGUCACGAUAUUACCAUAAAUAGCAAACUUAUAAACAUAUUUUCAAAAUUGAAGAGUUCCAACUUUCUGAUUGUUUGUCUAUAUAAGCAACAAAUUUGCAUUAUAAACGACAAUACUUCAGCGAGUUUGCCCACGGCUGAUAAGUGAAAGACGAGAUCCCCUGUGGGUAUCUGACAAUGACAUUAUUGAGUACUGUUACAAAAUAUUUUGCAGUCUCUAUAUUGCUUGAAUUGAACAAAUUCUUGCUACCAAAUAUGCUUAUUUUAGAGUAGUUUCUAUGUACUCAUGGUGGUGAGAUAGAUUUUUUGAAAAACUCUGAAAUCUCCAAACUGUACCAGAAAUCCAAUUUAUAGCAAAGAAAGACAUGCUAAUUAGGAAUUCCUUCUCAAAUGGGAAAUCUGAACAAUUGUAAAAUAUUUCAUGUAGAUAUAGUUUUGCUGCCCAUGGUGCACUAUAUCUCAUUUGACUAUUGAGAAAGGCUAUUGUAUUAUUACAGGAAAAAAACUGUGGCAUUUAAGAUAUUAUAAUCAUAGCACCACUCAUGUAAAGGCAUUAGUGAUGUUUGUGCUCCUUGUUUGUCUGUGAUAAAUAUUAAUUUAUGAAUUCAACUUAUUCUGCCUGUAGAUGGUGAAAGGUAUUUCUCGUAUAGAAAAAGAAUGUGAUUGUUCAAAACUAAAUGUAAUAAACUGUAUCUAAAUACUUAACAA